Molecule: messenger RNA, 420 nt
Organism: Paramuricea clavata
Lineage: Eukaryota; Metazoa; Cnidaria; Anthozoa; Malacalcyonacea; Plexauridae
Source: the annotation of a GenBank genome assembly
AUGCAAGAUCUUAAGCAGCGAACCCUCGAGAAAAUCCAGUUCCUAAAGGAUAACGGACACAAUGUCGUAGAGAUUUGGACGUGUGAUAUUGAGCGUCAACUUGCCACUGAACCCGAGAUGAAGGAUUUCUUCGACAAUUUCGAGAUUUCUGAACCUCUUGAACCUCGUCAUGCAUUCUUUGGUGGAAGGACUAACGCAACACGCCUAUAUUACGACGUCCAGCCAGAAGAGAAGAUCCGCUAUGUGGAUUUCUGCAGCCUCUACCCAUGGUAUGUAUCUUGUUGAAGUCCUUUAACUCAAACGUGUUUGCCGUUAACCUUCUUAAACAUUUUUAGGUGUAACAAAUACGGCGAGUAUCCGAUUGGCCAUCCCGAGAUUAUUACUGAGAACUUUCAACCUAUCAGUGACUACUUUGGUUUG